AUGGCAGCCGCUGCUGCAUCCGCUGCUGCGCUCGACCCGGGCAACAGCUCCAAGAACACUCUCAAACUCGAAAAUACCGAGAAACGAGACACCCUUAUCGCUAUCGAACAGAAGUACCAGGCGCAAUGGAAGGAGAAGAAGGUUUUCGAGGUCGACGCUCCCUCCUUGUCGGAGGUUCCUGCGGGAUCGAUGUCCGCUACUGAACUCCGCGAGAAACACCCUAAGUUUUUCGGAACCAUGGCCUAUCCAUAUAUGAAUGGAACCUUGCACGCAGGUCACAGUUUCACCGCCAGUAAAGUUGAGUUCAUGACCGGUGUGGCCCGCAUGGAGGGCAAGCGGGCACUCUUCCCCCUUGGAUUCCACUGCACUGGUAUGCCCAUCAAGGCAUGUGCGGAUAAGCUCGCCGAUGAAGUGAAGCAGUUUGGCCAGAACUUUGAGGGAUAUCAGGAAGAGCAGGAAGAAGACACGAAAGUAGCUCCCGCUCAGGAGGUGAAGGCCGAGCAACAAGAGAAGUUUUCCGGCAAGAAGAGCAAGGCCGCCGCCAAAACGGUGAAGAUGAAGUAUCAGUUCCAAAUUAUGCUUGCCAUUGGCAUCCCUCUGGAGGAAAUCCAUAAGUUUGCCGAUGCAGCCCACUGGCUCCAGCACUUCCCGCCCCUUGCCAUUCGUGACCUCGACAGCUUGGGCGCUAGAAUCGAUUGGCGUAGACAGUUCGUCACUACCGAUGCGAACCCCUACUAUGACGCAUUCGUGCGCUGGCAGAUGAACCGUCUCCACGAAUUGGGCAAGAUUCAGUACGGCAACCGUUAUACCGUCUACUCCCCCAAGGAUGGACAGCCUUGUAUGGACCACGACCGAACUGAGGGCGAGGGAAUUGGACCCCAGGAGUACACUGCUAUGAAGCUCAGGGUCAAGGAAUGGGCACCUCAAGUGGCUGAGUUGGUCAAGGGUAAGAUUGAGGACGAUGCCAAUGUGUACUUUGUCCCUGCUACUCUGCGUCCUGAGACGAUGUAUGGACAGACCUGCUGCUUCCUGGGUCCUAAAAUCGAAUAUGGUAUCUUUAAAGUCAAGGAGAAAGAGUAUUUCGUUGCCACUAAGAGAGCCGCUUGGAACAUGGCAUUCCAGGGCAUUUUCUUCGACAGCGAGCACUUCCCCAAGUCUCAGGAUCAGUUGCCGUUGGUCGUGGAGGCACCCGGAUCUGCCUUUGUUGGCACCCUUGUCAACGCACCGCUUUCCUUCCACACUGAAGGCGUCCGUAUUCUGCCCAUGGAGGGUGUCUCUGCAAGCAAGGGUACUGGCGUUGUUACUUCCGUUCCCUCAGACAGCCCUGAUGACUAUGCCACUUUGCUUGAUCUUGCGAAGAAGCCUGAAUACUAUGGCAUCAAAAAGGAGUGGGCUGAGCUGGAGAUUUUCCCUCUAAUUGAUACCCCAACUUAUGGGAAUCUUACUGCACCAGCGCUGAUCAAGGAACUCAAGAUUAACUCGCCCAAGGACGUCAACCAGCUCGCGACGGCCAAGGAGUUGGCAUAUGGUGAAGCAUUUUAUAAAGGCACCAUGCUUGUGGGCGAAUUCAAGGGCCAACCGGUGAGCGCUGCUAAGGAUAUGAUCCGCAAGGCUCUGUACGAUAGCGGUGACGCUUUCGCCUUUGCUGAUCCUAUGGGCAAGGUCGUCAGCAGAAGCGGAGAUGAUUGUGUGGUUGCCUAUCUUGGCCAAUGGUUCUUGAACUACGGAGAGAAUGACUCGAAGUGGCAGCAAGACACCUUGAACCACGUUGUGAACACCCUCAAUGCUUACUCGAAUGAAACCAAGCACGGCUUUGAGAAGAACCUUGAUUGGCUUAACCGCUGGGCUUGCGCUAGGACCUAUGGCCUGGGCUCCAAGCUACCGUGGGAUCCUCAAUUCCUCGUUGAAAGUUUGAGUGAUAGCACUGUCUACAUGGCCUACUACACGAUUUCUCACCUCCUUCACAGUGAUCGUUACGGUACGCAGACUGGGCCGUUGGAUGUGAAGGCAGAGCAGAUGAUCGAUGAGGUUUGGGACUAUGUGUUCACAAGACGCGAGCUCAGUGACGAUCUUGUGUCGAAGAGUGGCAUUAACAAAGACGCACUACAGCAGAUGCGGAGAGAGUUCGAGUACUGGUACCCAUUGGAUGUCCGAGUGUCUGGAAAGGACCUCAUCCAAAACCACUUGACUUUCUUCCUCUAUAUCCACGUUGCGCUCUUCCCGCCAGAGUACUGGCCUCGUGGUGUCCGUGCCAACGGACACUUGCUCCUGAAUGGUGAGAAGAUGAGCAAGAGCACAGGUAACUUCCUGACUCUCAAGGAUUCUGUCGAUAAGUUUGGUGCCGAUGCGACUCGUAUCGCCUUUGCCGACGCCGGUGAUGGAAUUGAAGAUGCGAACUUCGAGGAAACUGUUGCAAACAGCAACAUUCUGAGACUGCACACCCUCAAGGAGUGGGCUGAGGAAAUUGCCAAGGACGAGAGCUUGCGUACGGGCCCUGCGGAUUCAUUCUGGGAUAAGCUUUUCAACAAUGAAUUGAACAACCUGGCUCAUGAAGCCAUUAAAAAUUAUAAAGACACAAAUUUCAAACUUGCCUUGAAGUCUUCUCUGUAUGACUUGACCGGUGCUCGUGACGUCUACCGUGAGGCAGCCACUGCGGCAGGUGUCGGAAUGCACCGUGAUAUGAUCCUUCGCUAUAUUGAGCUGCAGGCUCUUCUGAUGGCCACCAUAACUCCUCACUGGGCCGAAUAUAUCUGGCUCGAGGUCCUCAAAAAGCCUGAGACUAUCCACUUUGCUCGUUUCCCUGAUGUCCCCGAGCCGUCUCCGGAACUGCUGGCUGCAUCUAACUAUGUCCGGAGCACAUCCACCAGUAUCACCUCUGCAGAAGCUGCAUUCGCCAGGAAGCUUUCCAAGGGCAAAUCGAUUACUUUCGACCCUCGUAAGCCGAAGAAGAUCACGAUCUAUGUCGCGAAGAAGUACCCUGAGUGGCAGGAGAAGUACAUCGACCUUGUUCGAGAAGCCUUCGAUGCUCUCAACAUUUCGUUCAACGACAAGGAGCUGAACGCCAAGGUCGGUAAGCUGGGUGAGAUGAAGAAGGCGAUGCCAUUCGUCCAGGGUCUGAAGAAGCGCCUGGUCCAGAACAAGGAGGCACCGGAUACCGUCUUCGCUCGGAAGCUACCCUUCGAUGAAUUCGCUGUCCUGGAGGAAAUGAAGGGUGGUUUGAAGCGGACGACAGGUUGCAAGGAGCUCGAAAUUGUUGCCGUUGACGAAGGUGGCAAGACCGGCGAGGUCCUGGGCACUGGGGAGAGGAGAGAGGGUCUUCAGGCUGAAAAUGCCGUGCCUGGUCAGCCUACUUUCCUGUUCGCCAACAUUGCCGAGUAG
Molecule: messenger RNA, 3378 nt
Organism: Aspergillus tanneri
Lineage: Eukaryota; Fungi; Ascomycota; Eurotiomycetes; Eurotiales; Aspergillaceae
Gene: CDC60
Product: leucine--tRNA ligase CDC60
Exons: 4
Coding region: 1-3378 (1125 amino acids)
Biological process (GO): leucyl-tRNA aminoacylation
Molecular function (GO): aminoacyl-tRNA deacylase activity; leucine-tRNA ligase activity; ATP binding
Source: RefSeq, a predicted model, not a curated record